AUGCCUCUUUCCCUUCCACCCAGCCAGUGUUACUCUCCCUCCCAUAAAUACGCACUUCAUCUUACUAUUCUUCCGCUGCAUAUUGCCCUUCUUCCGCUGCAUAUUGCCCUUCUUCCACUGCAUAUUGCUCUUCUUCCACUGCAUAUUGCCCUUCUUCCACUGCAUAUUGCUCUUCUUCCACUACACAUUGCCCUUCUUCCGCUGCAUAUUGCCCUUCUUCCGCUGCAUAUUGCUCUUCUUCCACUGCAUAUUGCUCUUCUUCCACUACACAUUGCCCUUCUUCCGCUGCAUAUUGCCCUUCUUCCGCUGCAUAUUGCUCUUCUUCCACUGCAUAUUGCUCUUCUUCCACUGCAUAUUGCUCUUCUUCCACUACACAUUGCCCUUCUUCCGCUGCAUAUUGCCCUUCUUCCGCUGCAUAUUGCUCUUCUUCCGCUGCAUAUUGCCCUUCUUCCGCUGCAUAUUGCUCUUCUUCCACUGCAUAUUGCCCUUCUUCCACUGCAUAUUGCCCUUCUUCCACUGCAUAUUGCUCUUCUUCCACUGCAUAUUGCUCUUCUUCCGCUGCAUAUUGCUCUUCUUCCACUGCAUAUUGCCCUUCUUCCACUGCAUAUUGCCCUUCUUCCACUGCAUAUUGCCCUUCUUCCACUGCAUAUUGCCCUUCUUCCGCUGCAUAUUGCUCUUCCACUGCAUAUUGCCCUUCUUCCACUGCAUAUUGCUCUUCUUCCACUGCAUAUUGCCCUUCUUCCACUGCAUAUUGCCCUUUUUCCACUGCAUAUUGCCCUUCUUCCACUGCAUAUUGCCCUUCUUCCACUGCAUAUUGCCCUUCUUCCACUUGCCCUUAUUCCACUGCAUAUUGCCCUUCUUCCACUGCAUAUUGCCACUCUUCCACUGCAUAUUGCCCUUCUUCCACUGUAUGCUGCCCUUCUUCCACUGCAUAUUGCCCUUCUUCCACUGCAUAUUGGCCUUUUUCCACUGUAUAUUGCCCUUCUUCCACUGCAUAUUGCCCUUCUUCCACUGCAUAUUGCCCUUCUUCCACUGCAUAUUGCCCUUCUUCUACUGCAUAUUGCCCUUCUUCCACUGCAUAUUGCCUUUCUUACACUGCAUGUUGCCCUUAUUCCACUGCAUAUUGCCCUUCUUCCAUUGCAUAUUGCCACUCUUCCACUGCAUAUUGCCCUUCUUCCACUGUAUGCUGCCCUUCUUCCACUGCAUAUUGCCCUUCUUCCACUGCAUAUUGGCCUUUUUCUACUGCAUAUUGCCCUUCUUCCACUGCAUAUUGCCUUUCUUACACUGCAUAUUGCCCUUCUUCUACUGCAUGUUGCCCUUCUUCCACUGCAUAUUGCCCUUCUUCCACUGCAUAUUGCCCUUCUUCCACUGCAUAUUGGCCUUUUUCCACUGCAUAUUGCCCUUCUUCCACUGCAUAUUGCCUUUCUUACACUGCAUAUUGCCCUUCUUCUACUGCAUGUUGCCCUUCUUCUACUGCAUGUUGCCCUUCUUCCACUGCAUAUUGCCCUUUUUCCACUGCAUAUUGCCCUUAUUCUACUGCAUGUUGCCCUUCCUCUACUGCAUAUUACCCUUCUUCCACUGCAAGUUGCCGUCCUUCCACUGCAUGUGCAGAAUCUUUGCAACAAAUUUGAAGAUAAAUGGCAGAUGUAG
Messenger RNA from Cherax quadricarinatus, 1650 nucleotides. The record is from RefSeq and is a predicted model, not a curated record. Lineage: Eukaryota; Metazoa; Arthropoda; Malacostraca; Decapoda; Parastacidae.